Messenger RNA from Ostertagia ostertagi, 540 nucleotides. The record is from the annotation of a GenBank genome assembly. NCBI's taxonomy places the organism in Eukaryota, Metazoa, Nematoda, Chromadorea, Rhabditida, Trichostrongylidae.
AUGGGUUAUUUGCCACAUUCUGGUCUAUCGUUCUUUAAUACCUUCUAUUUCUCCUACAUAUCUAUUUCGACAAUUGGCUUGGGUGAUAUCAUGCCUAACAACGCUACGUUUCAUCCAAUCAUUUCUGCGCUAUUCUUCUUCGGAAUGCCAGUGAUGAAGGUGGUCAACCGUGCCACAUAUGUCUGCAUAGAAAAUGGGGUAUUUGGGGCUUUCACGCUUCUCGAAAGCUCUAUUGAUCGAUUGACGACGAAGAUUCAGCCGGCGGUUCAACCACGGGAAGAGGAGCCUUCACUACGACCUUCCAGAAAGAUCAGUCGCUGCAGUUACUGUACUCAUAUUAAUGAGGAACCAGAAGAAGAGGACAAGGCCACCGAUUUGUUGAACGGUCUAACAAUCCGCUCGUUGGCCGCGUUCGCGCGAGCGAACUCCGACGUCUACGGUGGCGGGUUUGGACGAGUUAAUCUGCGAUGCCCAGUGAUCUGCGCUCCAAGUCAACCAGACGAACCGUCGAUCAGAAUCCAAGUGCAUCCAACUACUAUA